UACACAUACGAGCACGACAUAACCACAGAGUAUAUUAUACAUAUAUUUAAAUAUAUAUAUAUUAAUAACAAUAUACAUAGUAUAUAUAUAUAAACAUAUAUAUUUGUAACCGACGUUACCCAUCCCGUUUCUUCGUACGGGUCUGUCCACUCUGUCCCGCACUGACCGAUUACCGUUUUAGGUCAUUUACUAGUGCAUUAUCGCCCAGCGCCAUAUACUUAGUCCGGACUCGGCAUUUUAAUAGUAUAGCUUCCGUCGUCGCCAAUCGCUCGCACCGCCACCGCCCGAUCACGAGGACGAAGACUACGACGACAAAGUGCGAACAUUAAUCAUCCGGCGUGCUUACAUUUCGAUAAUUUAGAUAGAUGCACUGUUCUUUUAACAUAUAAAAUACUUGGUUUAUUUUAUUGACAUGGAGACUACAUCUACCGUGUCAGAAGAACCUUCUGUCGACAAGACUACUCAGCCUAAUAAUCAAAAAGAUACGUCAUGCGUUUCCACUACAAUUACUGAAACCUCACUUAAACAGGCAGAUGCUGUUGAUAGCACAUCUGUUGCUACUCAAGCUUCCGAGUUAGACAUAGCAGAUUCAAAUCAUCCGUCUAAUGAUAAGAACCGUAAAAAAAAAGAUCGUCAUUUAGCUCAAGCAUUAAAAACUGUUUUGAAUAGUAUGAAUUCUUUAAAUACACCAGAAGAAAAACUAGCAGCAUUGUGCAUUAAGUAUGCAGAUCUGAUGGAAGAAAACACUAAGCUUAAAACUGCUUACAAACAAACUGAAAAAAAAGUAUCUCAGGCACUAACAGAGCGUGAUAUAGUCAGAGGUGAAAUGAAUAAAGCAGUUAUGACCAGAAGUCGAUUGGAAAGUUUGUGCAGAGAAUUGCAGAAACAAAAUAAAGCAAUAAGAGAAGAGAGUCUGAAACGUGUCAAAGAAGCUGAAGAUAAACGUAUGGAAAUGACAAAUAAAUUUCAAAACACAUUAAGUGAAAUAGCUUCAGUAAUGCAACAAAAUAGUGAGAAAAACAACAAGCUUCGAGAUGAUAACAUGGACAUGUCUUCUAGGCUUAAGAAUGUGUGCGAACAGUAUGAGCUUAGAGAACAGGUAAAUGGCGCUCAAGUAGUUAAAUUAGCUAAACAAAUUGAGCUUGAGACUCAAUUAUGUGAUGCUAAGCUGGCCAAAGCAAACAUGGAAAUCAGUGUAGAACGAGAAACUAUUUUAAAUGAGAAAACUCAAUUAUUAAAGGAAAUACGACUAUAUCAAACCAGAAUUGAGGAAAUGCAGAAUACUGAAAUAGACUUACGAAACCAAAUUUCCCUGUAUAAUGAAAAAUAUGAAGAAUUUCAAAAUGCUCUAGCACGGAGCAAUAAAGUUUUUGCUGGGUUUAAAGGAGAUAUGGAAUUAAUGUCAAAAAAAAUAGUUAAACAAGAAAAAGAGUCAGCUAGUUGGAAAAUGCGUUAUGAGCGUUGCCAGCAGCUUUUAGAUGAAAUGACCUCUGAACGUACUAGAAUGAUUAGUGAUUUGUCUGUAGCUACUCKACAAUUGAGUACCUUGCAAAAAUUAUGUCGAACUCUUCACUCUGAACGACAGGCACUUUUGUCUAAGUUAGAACAUGGAAAAAAAAUGCCGGAAUUACCACCAGAUAUGGCAUCUGGAGAAAUGGCUGAACGUUUUACAGAUCACAGUAUGUGUGCAAUGGCAGAAUGGUUCGCACGUACUGAUAAUGCAAAAUCUAAAUCGGAUCAGUCUUCAGAGAUACUACAGUCAGCUAUUGAAAAUCAAUUGAAAUUAUCUAAGGACUCAAGUGAGCAGCAAUCACUUAUAAAUGGAGAAGAUAUGUCGCCAGAGUCUCCUUCAUCAUCUCAAUCACAUACAUCUGAUGAACCUGCUUAUGAUACUGGUGUAAGCAGUAAUUCAUCAGUUAAUGGAGACAAAGUAGAAUCUGCCAUUGAAAAUAAUGUUGAAAACAAGUCUGUUGAUGAACAUGAGCCCAAAAAGGCUGACAUUAAAAAGCCCAAGGAAACUCAAUCAAAACGGAAGGCUAAGAAAACGUAGUCAUUUUYGUCUUUCUUUGACAUGUAGUAGUUCACUAAUACUAAAUUUAUGAGUUGAAACUGCCAGCUGUAUUUGUGAAACAGUGGAUGUUUCUUAAAAGCAAAAUAUUGUUUUAUUUUCAAGCCAUUAUUUGUCUAAAGAUGAUUACUUGUAAUUAUUUUUAGUUUUUAAUAUAAUUAGGCCAUGUAUUAAAUAUACCAAAACAAAACUUUUAUUAUU
Molecule: messenger RNA, 2269 nt
Organism: Diuraphis noxia (Russian wheat aphid)
Lineage: Eukaryota; Metazoa; Arthropoda; Insecta; Hemiptera; Aphididae
Product: beta-taxilin
Molecular function (GO): syntaxin binding
Source: RefSeq, a predicted model, not a curated record